This is a messenger RNA of Echinops telfairi (small Madagascar hedgehog), 1592 nucleotides long. RefSeq names its product podocan like 1 (gene PODNL1). Bases 86 to 1534 code for a protein of 482 amino acids. The transcript is spliced from 7 exons. Lineage: Eukaryota; Metazoa; Chordata; Mammalia; Afrosoricida; Tenrecidae. Gene Ontology annotation, molecular function: protein binding. The record is from RefSeq and is a predicted model, not a curated record.
AGAGGCUCUACGAGGUGACGGCCUGGUUCCCCUUAGGGAACCUUAGUGGGCAGUUCGAGGCGAGACGGCACAGCUGGGGCUGGCUAUGCAGUUGCUCUUCCUGCUACUCCUGCUGUGGCCGGGCCCCCCCAUGGCCCCUGGCAUGGAGGACACGGCCUUCCCUCACCUUGGGGAAAGCUCACAGCCCCUGCCCCGGCCCUGCCCCCCUCGCUGCUCCUGUCCCCGAGAGGACAUGGUGGGCUGCGACGGCCUGGACCUGCGAGUGUUCCCAGACAACAUCGCCAGGGGUGCUCAGCACCUCUCCCUGCAGAACAACCAGCUCCAGGAGCUGCCCUACAACGAGUUGUCCCGGCUCAGGGGGCUGCAGACCCUCAACCUGCACAACAAUCUCAUCUCCUCUGAGGGUGAGCAGCCAGGGCCCCGGGCGGCUCCAGGGUUCCAGCACGUGGGUACGGCCCGGAAUAACCUCAUCGCCAAGGUGCCCCGGGGAGCCCUCAGCCGCCAGACUCAGCUCCGGGAGCUCUACCUCCAGCACAACCGGCUGACCGACAGUGGCCUGGAUGCCACCACCUUCAGCAAGCUGCGCAGCCUUGAGUACCUGGACCUGUCCCACAAUCAGCUGGUUGAGGUGCCCGCUGGCCUGCCCCGGACCCUGGCCGUCCUGCACCUGGGCCGGAACCGCAUCCGGCGGGUGGAGGAGACCCGGCUGCAGGGAGCACAGGGCCUGCGCUACCUGCUGCUGCAGCACAACCAGCUGGGGGGCACGGGGCUGGCCCCCGGUGCACUGCGGCCCCUGCGGCGCCUGCACACACUGCACCUGUAUGGGAACGGGCUGGACCGUGUGCCCCAGGCGCUGCCGCGCCGCCUUCGAGCCCUGGUGCUGCCCCACAACCAAGUGGCCAUGCUGGGCGCCCGAGACCUGGCCGCCAUGCGGCGUCUGGUUGAACUCAACUUGGCCUACAACCGGCUGGCCAGUGCCCGCAUCCACCGCCGGGCCUUCCGCCGGCUGCGUGCCCUGCGCAGUCUGGACCUGGCCGGCAACGAGCUGACACGGCUGCCCACUGGCCUGCCCUCCAGCCUCCUGGCCCUGCGGCUGCCUCGCAAUCAGCUGCGGGCCCUGGAGCCCCAGCCACUCGCUGGCCUGGUCCAGCUGCAGGAGCUCAGCCUGGCCUACAAUCGGCUCCGGGUUGGUGACAUUGACCUCGGCACCUGGCACGGGCUGCAGGCCCUCAAGGUGCUGGACCUCAGCCACAACGAGCUGUCCUUCGUGCCCCCGGAUCUGCCCGAGGCCCUGGAGGAGCUGCACCUGCAGGGCAACCGCAUCGGCCACGUGGGUCCCCAGGCCUUCGCCAGCACGCCCCACCUGCGUGCCCUCUUCCUCAGGGCCAACAGGCUUCACGUGACAAGCAUCGCGCCCGAAGCCUUUCUGGGGCUCCCGCUUCUGCGCGUGGUGGACACCUCGGACAACCCGGAGCAGGUCCUCGUCCGGCUGCACCCCACGGCCACACGCCGACCGCGGGCAGGCGGCCCCUGAGACCGGGCCCACCUGGGACUUCGGGGAGUGGGCUCAGCCUCAGUGGGGAGCAAGUGCC